Messenger RNA from Penicillium salamii, 1251 nucleotides. NCBI's taxonomy places the organism in Eukaryota, Fungi, Ascomycota, Eurotiomycetes, Eurotiales, Aspergillaceae. The record is from the annotation of a GenBank genome assembly.
AUGUCCAUCUCCCGAUGGUUCAAGAAACCAUCUUUCACACAUGGUGCGCCUGAUAUCUCUGAACCAAAAGAGACCGCCGCGGCACAAUCGUCGCCACUGAGCGAACCCCCCUCCUCCUUUGUGUAUGACGAUUUGUUGCCCGCAUCUGAACAAGAUGCCGAUGCGCAGCUCAAAGCAGCACUACAGCUGUUGACCCGGGAAAGUGUUCCAGCCCCAUCUGUCAACAACAGCUUCCAGAGUAUCGAGACUGAAGCCACUGGUACAUCUCAGCGGAUCAUAAAGAAUGGGAAAGAGACCGUGAUAAGCUCUGAUGGCGAAGAGACAGAUUCAGACUGCUCCCUGGAAGAUGCGGGGUCCCUCUUUCCCCGGGUUGCAAAGAAUAAAGCCUCCACUCCACUCAAACCAGUGUGUUCACCAAAGAAAUGGAAAUACAACCUAGACUCUCUUGUCCACGAAGCAGUGGAUGAUAAUGAGAUCGAAGCCACUGUUGACCGAUACAGAGCCAACCUAGCUGAAAAACCAAAGACCCCGGUGCCUCUUGGCAACAAGCUGGAUGAAAGCAUGCUACUUAAAGCGAUCGGCCAGAAAGAAGAUGGACCCCAACCCCAUCGUGUGCUGGGUGCUAUCAGGAGAACCAACGCUCUUGAUUAUGACCGCAACUGGCUGUUCUUCGAUCCUACACAAGAAUUGCCCCCAGCUCCCGAAUUCCCACAUGUUGGUGCAGCUGGAGCUAAACUAGAAAUACUGAAUGGUAUGUUCUUCGGCUUCGUGACUUCUCUGCACCCAAUACUAAGUAUUACUUUAGACCGCGGAUCCCGUGAACGUCUGUUCAUGUCUACCGACUUCAUUUUAACAGCCUUGUCCAAGGGGAUGCUAUCAGACGAAGUUGUGCUGUGGAUGCUCCAAUCCAGUUUGUUUACAUCGCCCUGCGCCCUGGUCUGCAAGACUAACAUCACCGUCACAGUUCCCUAUGAGCGAGAUGAGCUGAAUGCCGCUUUUGGUCGAAUUAUGGAGAGAAUGGACCCAGAACACCUGGGGUCCAUCAUUCGCCCAGCUGACGUGGACGAGUUGUUCCAGCGACUGGGGGCUCGGAGGCAAGCCUUAGACCCGCUUCACAAAAUAGCCCCCAUGAGCCACCACGAAAUAACUACGGCUACCAAGCUGAAGAAUCAUGCCCCGUUGAUUUCGGUUCUCAAGUUGUUCCGAGGAACCGACAUCAUAUCUUCGUGGGUCGUCUACUGCUCCGCGUGA